AUGACUGAUGAAAAUGAGGAAGAUAAACCUGGAACAGGUGAAAACUCGUGGAGUAUCAUAAAAGGAAAUGUAGAAAAACAACAACCAAAAAAUUUAGCAGAAUUAGAACAAUUUAAGAUGGAAGAAUGGAAUGAUAUUCUAAAU
Molecule: messenger RNA, 144 nt
Organism: Funneliformis mosseae
Lineage: Eukaryota; Fungi; Glomeromycota; Glomeromycetes; Glomerales; Glomeraceae
Source: the annotation of a GenBank genome assembly